AGGUAGACCUGGAGAAGAAGGAAGCUUGGUGGUGAAGGGGACAGCGUCUGGCCCAGAGCCGAAGCUCGCGGGGGUGUCCAGACUCGAGUGAGGGGAGAGAUCCCGGUGUAGAGGCCGAGCGGGCCUCCAAGCUGGCUUCCGGGACCUCCGGCGCCCGGACUUUGUCCGUGGGACAGGAGGAGUCUUCUGAAGGCAAAGGUCAUGGACCUGAUCACAUCCAUGGCCGUUCUGCCCCUACUCUUUGGCUGUGUGGGCAUUUUCAGCCUCUUCAAGCUGCUGCAGCGGAUGCGCAUGAAGGCCUACCUGCAGGACGCUGUCGUGGUCAUCACAGGCGCCACCUCUGGGCUGGGCAAAGAAUGUGCCAAAGUCUUCCACGCUGCAGGCGCUAAGCUGGUUCUCUGCGGUCGGAAUAGGGAGGCCCUGGAAGAGCUCACCAGAGAACUUGCUGCUCCUCGUGCCACCAAGGUGAAGACACACAAGCCGUACAUGGUGACCUUCGACCUGGCAGACCCUGGUGCCAUUGUUGCGGCGACAGCUGAGAUCCUGCAGUGCUUUGGCCAUGUGGACAUACUGGUCAACAAUGCUGGGAUCAGCUACCGUGGCACCAUCACGGACACCACCGUAGAUGUGGACAAGAGAGUGAUGGAGACAAACUACUUUGGCCCAGUCGCCCUAACGAAGGCACUUCUGCCCUCCAUGAUUGAGAGGAGACAAGGCCAUGUCGCUGUCAUCAGCAGCAUCCAGGGCAAAAUCAGCAUUCCUUUUCGAUCAGCCUAUGCGGCCUCCAAGCAUGCAACCCAGGCAUUCUUUGACUGUCUGCGCGCUGAGGUGAGGCAGCAUGAGAUUGAGGUGACUGUGAUCAGCCCAGGCUACAUCCGCACCAACCUCUCCCUGAACGCCAUCACCGCUGAUGGUUCCAGAUAUGGAGCUAUGGACAAGACCACGGCCCAGGGCCGGAGCCCCGCGGAUGUGGCCCGAGAUGUCCUCACUGCUGUGGGGAAAAAGAAGAAAGACGUGAUCCUGGCUGACCUGCUGCCUUUCUUGGCCAUUUACCUUCGAACUCUGGCUCCUAGGCUCUUCUUCAGCCUCAUGGCCUCCAGGGCCCGAAAGGAGCGGAAAUCCAAGGACUUGUAGUCCUGGCCAGAGCUGGGAUCAGAGGCAGCACCUGCUGGGCAUGGCUGCUCUGCGAGGGACAGCUGCAUCUGUGGGACUUGGGGAGAUUUGUCUUCUGGUGGGAAAGACAGGCAAGCACAGCCGCAGACCCUGGCCAGGCCCGACUGGGAGAGAAUGACCAGAGAACGCAGCCAGGCUUCUUCCCAGGUUUUAACUCUUAAAAGCAUGAAGUGAGUGGAGCAGGCGGGAGCCAUAGUCCUCAGGGACUCACAGGACCACGCCUCCUUUGAGUUACAGCCUCAGCAGCUCCUAGAAAUUGUCUGUCUUAGUUGCUCUCACCUUUGACUUAUCCAAGACCAUUUACCUAGUUUUGGCAGAGCCCCCCUCCAGAACUCAAGGGAGAAAGCCGCAGUUUUAAGAAAUCAUUGUUAUUCACGUCCACUCCCAGGCCCUCUAAUCUCCCAGUCAGUGUAGAAGAUGAGCCUGCACAAAAUCAGUUGCCUGGUGCACCCCAAGGGAGCAGGCGUCAGUCUGGAACGAGCCCUGGCUCUCCUGUCUACUUCACAGAGGCGUGCAGGACCCUGCUGCCUUUGCUGAGAUGGCAGCCAGCGGGAGGGGGAGCCGUGGGGUCCUACAUGCCCCCCAGGAUGCUGGUCGGUGGCUCUUCAGCAGUCUUCUGGCAGAGCUGUCGUCUGUUAUCUGUGACUGGUGUUCAAGCCAAAAAGAAUAACUGCUUUCCCCUUUUCGAUAUAUUAAAAAUGCAUGGUUGACGUUCACUGAGUAGGUCAAAUUAAGUUCUGAAGUUUAGGAAGGACUUUUCCUAUUGAAAUUGACAGCUUAAAUUGUGCCUUUUCUAGGUCCACUGUAGACUUCUCAGAACUGAAAUAAAGUCUAAGGUAGCACGCUGGCACUCACGUCACAGCUCUGGCUUGAGGAGCUUGGGUUGUAGACGCUACCCCAAGAGAUAGACACCCAAAGCCCCCUGGGAGGGGAGAGGAGUGGCUGGUGAGCUCUGGGAACAGCCCCAGUCACAGCACACCUUGGGCAUUCCAGGGCUCUUUGGUUAAAACAUGGACAC
Molecule: messenger RNA, 2191 nt
Organism: Trichechus manatus latirostris (Florida manatee)
Lineage: Eukaryota; Metazoa; Chordata; Mammalia; Sirenia; Trichechidae
Gene: DHRS7B
Product: dehydrogenase/reductase 7B
Exons: 7
Coding region: 202-1134 (310 amino acids)
Cellular component (GO): membrane
Molecular function (GO): oxidoreductase activity
Source: RefSeq, a predicted model, not a curated record